AUGCCGUCCGCUCGCAACGGAGUACGAAAUAACCACUACGACGAGGAUGAUGAGGUAGCAUAUGAAAGUGAGUAUGCAAAGUCGCGGUCGAGCACGGUUGAGCGUCUUGCCGAUGAGUUUGGUUCUCGGUUGAGUUUGGCAGAUGAUGUUCCUCAAAAUUCCAGAAAUGCUCGCCCUGUUCAGAAACGGCCAUGGACUCCGGGGCCCCGCGAUUCUAGAACUGAGCAACGUCUCUUCUCGGAGCGGAUCACUGAAGGAAUAAAUUUUGAGAAAUAUGAUGAGAUUCCGGUUAGCACUGCCGGUUAUGAGGUGCCAGCCCCGAUUGGAACUUUUGAGGAAUCGACUCUCCACCAGGGAGUAAAAUGGAUCUUGAAAGAGCUGGCAAAGUAUAACAAGCCAACGCCUGUUCAGCGAUACGCCAUCCCCAUUUCUUCUGCUGGCCGAGAUCUUAUGGCUUGUGCACAAACUGGCUCGGGCAAGACAGCAGCCUAUCUGCUGCCAAUUAUUAGCAACCUAUUCUAUGAUGGGCCAGGUGGCGAAAGAGGCCCGAGUGCCCUCAUCCUGGCUCCGACGAGAGAACUGGCGAUGCAAAUUCACCAUGAAGCGAAGAAGCUCACGUAUCGAUCAUUUGUAAAAGCCGUUUGCGUCUACGGCGGUCAAGGAGCGCCCACCGUUUCUGACCAGGCCUACCAAAUGCAGGAUGGAUGUGAUUUGUUAAUUGCUACCACUGGGCGCCUCAUGGACCACUUGGAGCGUGGAAAUGUUACCCUGACAAAUUGCCGGUAUCUGGUAUUGGACGAAGCGGACAGGAUGUUGGACAUGGGCUUUGAAAUCGACGUCCGGACGAUUGUGCAAGAUGCUGAUAUGCCCGAGGAACAUCAGACAGCCCUGUUCUCUGCAACGUUCCCAAAGGAAAUCCAGAUGAUGGCAACUGACUUUUUGAACGAUUACAUAUUUCUGACGAUUGGUCAAAUUGGGUCGACGACCAGCGACAUAAAGCAAAUCGUCAUGAAUGUCCCUAGACAUGCGAAACGAAGGGAGCUCGUUCGCCUUUUGCAAGCGGAUAAACAAGAAGCAAUCCGUAAUCAACCUCUUCGCUACCUUGUGCUGAUAUUCGUUGCCACAAAAAGAGAAGCCGCAGCGAUCUCUUACCACCUUGAAAGCGAGGGCUUUCGGGCUGGAACCAUCCAUGGUGACCUAACUCAGUCACAACGGGAGCAGGCUCUCGCUGCGUUCAAAAGUGCAAAAAAGCCUAUUCUCGUUGCAACCGAUGUGGCCCAGAGAGGACUGGACAUCCCAAAUGUCAUGCAUGUCAUCCAGUACGAUUUGCCAAACCAAAUUGACGACCAUGUUCACCGAAUUGGUCGUACUGGACGUGCAGGCAACCUGGGGAAAGCCACAGCGUUCUGGAAUCCAGACAAUUUCGCAAUUACUCGCGAUUUAGUGAAGAAAUUGCAAGAGAAUAAGCAAAUAGUCCCGGAGUUUUUACGUGGUGGUGGUGGUGGUGGUUUUGGUGGUGGUGCCAGUCAGUCAGGAGGCGGAAGUUCUUCCCGCAGUUUUGGCUGGUGA
Spizellomyces punctatus DAOM BR117 is the source of this 1569-nucleotide messenger RNA. RefSeq lists its product as uncharacterized. The transcript has 5 exons. Gene Ontology annotation, molecular function: RNA helicase activity; ATP binding; RNA binding. Gene Ontology annotation, cellular component: nucleus. NCBI's taxonomy places the organism in Eukaryota, Fungi, Chytridiomycota, Chytridiomycetes, Spizellomycetales, Spizellomycetaceae. The record is from RefSeq and is a predicted model, not a curated record. The coding region runs from base 1 to 1569 and encodes 522 amino acids.